Chironomus riparius is the source of this 2433-nucleotide messenger RNA. Lineage: Eukaryota; Metazoa; Arthropoda; Insecta; Diptera; Chironomidae. The record is from the annotation of a GenBank genome assembly.
AAUAAUUUGAUCAACUAGUCCAAACAUUGAGUUAACUUAUUCCUGUUUCAUAUUCCAUCUAUGUUUUAUGUUCAUCAUUUCGAGUACUUAACUCCCAAAAUAAUUGAGAAAAGAGAAGAAACAAAAUUUCUGCGAUCAUAUGUCUUUAAGAUAUAAAACCACAAGGCAUUCUUGCUCAAUCUAUAGUAUUACUUUAGAACUCAUACCAAUCACAUCCAAUUUAUUACUUAACAAAUAAUGUCUGCAAAACAGCAAAAUAAUUUAUGGAAUUUAAUUAUAAUUUUAUCUUUGUUACCAUUAAUUAAGAGUCAUAAUGACGCAUCGGGAUUGAAUUUUAGCAAAAGUUGUGAUAAUCAAGAAAAUGUUGAAUCAAAUUUGUUAAAUUUUUCACACAAAAGUGGUGAUGAAUUCAACUUUAAAUUCGACUACAGUGAAUUUAGUUUGAAUUUCACAAGUGAUGAAAUUUCCUCGGAAUGUCGAAAUUCAAUAGAAGUUCUGGAACAACGUGCAAAGUUGUUGGACUUAAAUGCAUUAAAAAUCCUCGAUGCAAGUGCAAAAAUUGGAAGUGGAAUAUUAAAAGGAAAUAUUAAUAACCUUGGUGACUUUGACGAGUGCCUCGAAUCAAAAGUUGAGAAUUUUCAAGGAAAAUAUUGCCUUGCUGAGAUCCAAUUCGAGAUCCACACGCAUGUUAAGCAUUUCAAGAGAUUAAUUUUGGCUGAUGAACCAUACAAAAAUGAACUCGAUGACAUUACUCACAUUCUCCCAAGAACGUCGACAAUACUUUGGGGUGUUUGUAUGCCAUCAACAUGUAGCUAUAAGGAACUAGAAGUAGCUUUACGUAAUACUAUUGAACAUAAGUUUGGAAAAUAUUUGAUCUCAGUACAAAUGAAAGUAAAAGAACAUAAUUGUCAGGUACAAGAAGAAUUUUCAUGGAUUAAUGUAAGCAAUGGAACAAAAUUGACUAUAGCGCUGUUUUUGCUGCUUUUAAUUUUAUCAUGUGUAGCCACAGUCUAUGACUUAAACUCAUUAAAAUCUCAAAAGAAUGAGGUUUUAACAGCAUUUUCAAUGAAUAAAAACUUUAAGGAAAUAAUGUCAACAGACAUAAGUCCACGAGAAAUUCCGUCUCUACAUGGCAUCAGGAUUCUUAACAGCUUAAUGCUCAUUUUAGGACAUAAAUCUAUGGGAGUUUUCUUCCAGCCAUUAGUUAACAAAGCCAAUGCAUCUGAGGUUUAUAACUCAUAUGCUUCAAUCCCACUAAGAGCAACAUUUUUGCAUACAGAAAUAUUCUUAAUGCUCAGUGGACUGUUACUAACACAUUCGUUAGUCGGCAAACUCAAUCGAGGUCGAAGGAUUGACAUUGUGAAGGAGAUUGCUGCGAGAUAUUUUAGGUUUAUGCCACCUGUAAUUACUUUAAUGCUAAUUUCAACAUUCAUUCUUCCAUUGCUUGGAAAUGGUCCAUUAUGGCCAGAUUCUGUGAUUUCUCAAGUAGACAUCUGCAAAAAGAACGGCUGGAUGAAUUUACUUAUGAUUCAGAAUUGGUUUGGAUUUGAAAAUAUUUGCAACUUUAAUUUGCAUCAUGUUGGAACUGAUUUCAUCAUUUUUAUGGCAUCACUUCCUAUCAUUGUAUAUCUCCAUAAAUUUCCUAAAUAUAACAUGACUAUUAUACUUGUUCUUGGCGUACUUUCAACAAUUGCACGCGGGUAUGUCACUUAUGUGACCGAUGUUAUGAUUUAUAUUAAAUUCGGAAGCACCACGAAGCAAAUGAUGAAUACAGCAAACUUUAUGUACGGGAUUCCACCAUAUCGAUUUACGUCAUAUUCAAUUGGAAUCGUAAUGGGAUACAUCUUGAGAAAUCAAAAACCUCAGAAAUUAGGAUCAAAAAUUGUUAAUUUAGGAUGGAUUGCUGCUACAUCUGCAAUUGUACUUAUUGGAAUAUUAGCUACAUACGUUCACGUUGCCUAUACACCACUUAAUAUGGCAAUAUUCUCUGCAUUAACCCCUAAUCUCUUUUGUGCUUUCUUCGCAUGGAUUAUUUACGUUUCCCAUCAUCAAAGUGGAAACAUAUUUACAAGAAUUUUCGAAUGGAAGUACUUUAAAGUAACAUCAGCAUUAUCAUACGGAAUUUACCUCCUACAAUUCCAAAUAUUUGCAUACAUUAUUGGUACAAUAAGAGGUCCAGUAUAUUUUACUGCAUAUAAUCAAAUGUUUCAUCUUAAUGAGCUUCUUUUAAUAUUUAUUGGGGCUUUCUUGAUGACUUUGCUGGUUGAACUUCCAUUUGGGAAUUUAAAAAAGAUUAUUUUUGAUAAGACAGCACCUGAAAAAAUUAAUACGACUAAAAGUGAUAAGGAAGAAUAAGUAAAUACUGAUUUAAGGUAUCAUAUAUUAUAUUUAUUGUGUUAAGAUAAAAGGUUUGUGAAAUUUGAUAUUUCGAAU